Culex quinquefasciatus (southern house mosquito) is the source of this 1982-nucleotide messenger RNA. RefSeq names its product coiled-coil domain-containing protein 149. The transcript has 5 exons. The record is from RefSeq and is a predicted model, not a curated record. Lineage: Eukaryota; Metazoa; Arthropoda; Insecta; Diptera; Culicidae. The coding region runs from base 145 to 1746 and encodes 533 amino acids.
GCACUUUUUGACGUUUCACGGUAUGCACUAGUAGGAAAAAUCGAUUUCUAUCCAACUAGAAGCAAGUGUGCAUAACAUGUUGUCACGAAAGUGAGCUUAUUCUAGUCCCAUUGAGGUGUAAAUAUGUAAAAAAGAGUAGUUUCAAUGAUAUCACACGAAGUUAAGUAUUAUGUAGAUAGCGGGAAAAAAUCUGGAAAGGCUAAAGAAAGCGGUGAAAUGGCACUGAAAACGGGUAGUUUCGAUUUUGAGGAGCAUAUGGAAAAAUACGAUUUAGAGAACUCUGCCAUCCAUCGGAAGCUGCAGAGCAAAGUGGAAGCGCUGCAAAUCAUGCGAAACGAGCUCGAAAAGUAUCGCUCCGAGCGGGAUCAGUUCAAGCUGAUGGCGGAAACUCUUCAGAUGCGAUACUCGGCCAUCAAGAGCAGUCUCAACUCAACCGAACUGCAAGCCGCGGGAUUCGGUCACGGGUCCGCCGUCAGUCUAAUCGUCAACCAAACCCGCGAACGGAACCUAUCCCUCACGACCGAGGUGGAGGCACUCCGGCAGCGGGUUCACGAGCUCGAAGGUGACAUCAAAGUGCUGCGGACGAAAAACUCCGACCUGAAAGCCAACUGCCGCAAACUCAAAUCAUCCGAGCAGGUCAAGCUCAACGCCAACGGAGACAUCCUGUGGCAGGAGGAAAAGUCCAAACUGAUCGCGCAGAUGGAAGGCAUCAAGAAGAAGAACGCCCAACUGCAGUACGACUUCCGGUCCCUGCUGGAUGAGAAGGAAGAGGUCGUCAUGGAACGGGAUGCGUACAAGUGCAAAGCCCACCGGCUAAACCACGAGCUGAGCAUUGUACUGAAAGGGGACAAGUCCCAGCGGGCGAUACUCGACGUUGAUGGGCUGAUUUUGGAGAACAAACAUCAGCUGGAAAAGAUCGCGAAUCUGGAGAACGAGCUGGCGCUGGCGAAACAGUCUGCUGCAAAGUAUAAGACCAUGCUGGACACCAAACGCAAGAAAGGAAUAAUUAAGCUUGGAAAUAACAACAACCAGAUGAUCAUGUCGCACACGCAAGUAAAAGAACUUUUGCAGCGCGGCACCGUCGAAGAAUUGCCACUGAAGGCGGCCACCAUAUCGGAGCUCAAAUCUCGCUGCCUGGCUCUGCUGGACAAUGUCAACGACAAAAGUCUCGCGCUAUCCCACCAGAAACGAACCAACAAGCUAUUGGCUGCGAAAAUUUCCGAACUGGAGCAGCGAAUUCAGGUUCUAACUGGUUCUAAUGGGGCGGCCCUGUCAUGCCUGUCGCCUUCGCAGAUCUUACUAAAUGGCUAUUCCUCGGCUACCGUUGACCUAGAUCUUAGCGAGGAAAUUAAGAAACUCAAGGCCUCGAGUCAGUCCGAGAUGUCCGACAGUGGUGGAGGACGAGCAAGAUUGGCAGCCAGAACCAACGGAGUAGGUCACUGCCUUGAGGGUACCAGUUCCAACACAUCGCAGGGCCUUCCAACGGAGCUUCUCUCGUCCGAGUCGAACAAAAGUCUACCGAGCUGCUCCGAACUUGGUGACCCUGACUUUGGCAAUGAGUCUUCUUCCGACUUUACGUCCAAUGUCGAGGAGACCGGUGGCAUUCUGCUGGAGCCGUACAUUAACGCCGACCGGAAUCUGAGGACCGACGGCGAGUCGACGCUUCCCGAACUGCCGCCCGAAAUUGCUGAGCUGGUCCGGCAAUUGUCCAAGAGCAUCGAUGACGGCGGCGAUGGUGCUAAUUGAAGACGGAACGAAAUGAUUAACACUUUGAGCAGCUUUUUAGCACUUUUAAUCAUGCAGAAAGGUGCUAGGCGCGUUACAUGUUUUGGACGGGCAUACAAACAACUGUAUAGUUGGUCUUGAUCACAUAUUAUUUGAACACAAUUUUAUGAUGAUCGAACAAUAUUUCCGCGUGGCACACACAAAUCUGGAGUUUUUUUUAAAGGGUCCAAUAAACCAAAUUUUCAGUUUUUGCUUUU